ACAGGCACGUCCCUGUCCCCCUCUGAGUGCCCUCAGUGAGCAGGCCAUCCGCUUGGCUGUGCCGCCUGGAAUUUCAUCACCGCAGCACUGCGUCACAGACACCUCGGCUGAGGCGCCACCCUUAGUGGGAGGACGGCUAGAGCCAGGCAGGACACAGGGGAUCUUCCAAUUCCUCCCCCUGCUCUUGCCUGCCUGAGCUGCUGCUGACUUCUCAGUUGCUGAACCGAGACUGUGUAAAGUGUCUCUGGCGUGUGGAGCUGUGGCCAGGGCCCCUACCACUCAGCUGGGAGACCCAAGACUGUACUGUGUCCGAGGUACCUCCUGCAUGUCCUGCUGCCCUGAGCUGUCCCAAGCUAGGUGACAGCGUGUCAACGCUGCCGCCAUGAAUGAGGUGUCUGUCAUCAAGGAAGGCUGGCUUCACAAGCGUGGUGAAUACAUCAAGACUUGGAGGCCCCGGUACUUCCUUCUGAAGAGUGAUGGAUCUUUCAUUGGAUAUAAGGAGAGGCCCGAGGCCCCUGACCAGACCUUACCCCCCCUCAACAAUUUCUCUGUAGCAGAGUGCCAGCUGAUGAAGACGGAGAGGCCACGGCCCAACACCUUCGUCAUCCGCUGCCUGCAGUGGACCACAGUCAUCGAGAGGACCUUCCAUGUAGACUCUCCGGACGAGAGGGAAGAGUGGAUGCGGGCUAUCCAGAUGGUCGCCAACAGUCUGAAGCAGCAGGGCCCAGGUGAGGAUGCCAUGGAGUACAAGUGUGGCUCCCCCAGUGACUCUUCCACGUCUGAGAUGAUGGAGGUGGCUGUUAACAAGGCCCGGGCCAAAGUGACCAUGAAUGACUUCGACUAUCUCAAACUCCUCGGCAAGGGCACCUUCGGCAAAGUCAUCCUAGUGCGGGAGAAGGCCACAGGCCGCUAUUAUGCCAUGAAGAUCCUACGGAAGGAGGUCAUCAUUGCCAAGGAUGAAGUCGCCCACACGGUCACUGAGAGCCGAGUCCUGCAGAAUACCAGGCACCCCUUCCUUACUGCCCUGAAGUAUGCCUUCCAGACCCAUGACCGCCUGUGCUUCGUGAUGGAGUACGCCAACGGGGGCGAGCUCUUCUUCCACCUGUCUCGGGAGCGAGUCUUCACCGAGGACCGGGCGCGCUUCUAUGGCGCAGAGAUAGUGUCGGCCCUCGAGUAUUUGCACUCAAGGGAUGUGGUGUACCGUGACAUCAAGCUGGAAAAUCUUAUGCUGGACAAGGAUGGCCACAUCAAGAUCACUGACUUUGGCUUAUGCAAAGAGGGCAUCAGUGACGGGGCCACCAUGAAAACCUUCUGUGGUACCCCAGAGUACUUGGCUCCUGAGGUGCUGGAGGACAAUGACUACGGCCGCGCAGUGGACUGGUGGGGGCUGGGCGUGGUCAUGUAUGAGAUGAUGUGUGGCCGCCUGCCCUUCUACAACCAGGACCACGAGCGCCUGUUCGAGCUCAUCCUCAUGGAGGAGAUCCGCUUUCCACGCACGCUCGGCCCGGAGGCCAAGUCCCUGCUGGCUGGGCUGCUCAAGAAGGACCCCAAGCAGAGGCUUGGUGGAGGUCCCAGUGAUGCCAAGGAGGUCAUGGAGCACAGGUUCUUCCUCAGCAUCAAUUGGCAGGAUGUGGUACAGAAAAAGCUCCUGCCACCCUUCAAACCUCAGGUCACUUCCGAAGUAGACACAAGGUACUUUGAUGACGAGUUCACGGCCCAGUCCAUCACAAUCACACCCCCAGACCGCUAUGACAGCCUGGGCUCGCUGGAGCUGGACCAGCGGACGCACUUCCCCCAGUUCUCCUACUCAGCCAGCAUCCGGGAGUGAGCAGCGCUCUGCCACCACAGGACACGAGUGUGGCCAUCACCCACUGCCUGGGUGGCUUUUUAAAGAAAACUUUAUUUUGCCUUUUGGUUUGUGUUCCCUUCCCUGUCCCCCUCAUCCCAUAUCCAGUUUCUUCAGUUCUUGCCCAAACUUAGCGGUCCUGACAGCCCUCUCCUCUGGCUUCCCCUCUGUGCCCAGAUAAGUGCUGGGACCUGCCCAAGGGUGGGCUGUUGGGAGGAUGGAGGGUGAGGUCAUUAAUCACCAGCCUCCAAGAGGGCCAAGUGGGGAGCCAGAGGGUCACCUGGAUUUGGGAGCAAGCCAGCAGAGGCCACAUCUGGAAGAAGCCCCCUGCCCCCAGCACCCUAGCUGCCUUCCAUGCUGUUAUCUGGGCAGUUUAUCUGCUGCCGUCCCACCUGGGGCAGGAAAGCAGUGAUGUCCAGGGGCAGACAGAGGCCUUUGGAAGCUGAGUGAUCUGGGCUUGGUUUCAUGGGAAAUGGAGCCAAGUCCUUGGACCUUCGUGGGGGCAGCCAGGACCAGGAGCUGCCUCCUGAACCUGCCUUUUCUUCCAAAACUGCUCUCUUGAUUUCUGGAUAAAGCAGGAGGACAUUUGGGGGCAGCCCUCCUGCCCACAGCCCCGUGCCUUACCAGGGUUUCCUUCUAGCCAGCCUUGCCUCCCGCUGGACCCUAGCCCCUUUGGACGGCUCCAUUCUCUGCCUGGGGCAGAGGGAAGCCAACCUUGGCUGUUACACAUCUCACACCGAGACAGUAUUGGGCCCCUUGGAUUUGCCCGGGGUCUGAGAGGGGACAGAGAUGGGGACAGGUGUCUCUGGUUCUCACUGUGGGGUGGGGCCACCUCAUCUCCAGGGCCCCUGCUCUGGAGCCUUAAAGUGAAUGUGCGAGUGCGAGUUUGUCGGCGCUGUGGAUGCCAGUAGCCCCCUGCCCUGGCAGUGAGCAUCUCGGGCUCUUGGGGUGCAGGUGCCCGCAGCUGUAUGCAGCAUGGAUGUGAACGGCUCAGGCCUCAACCCCAGCCUGAGCCUCUGAUUCCGCUGGGGCCAUGUCUCCCCUCCUCGUAUCUCUGGGUAUUUGGAAUUGAAGUUUUCCUGGGUUUACUCUUCCACUGCAACACCCCAGACGAGGCUAAUUUGAGAAAGGCGGUAGGAUGGGGUGGGCAGGGGUGCUGUGGGGUCCUCUCUUUUUUCCUUUUUGUGUGUGUGUUUAUCUGACGGUUGUCCCGCAUCCCUACUGGCCUUUCCUUAUUCCUCGUAUUUGUACGGUACAAGCAAUAAAGACACUCAUUUCAGACCCGG
Molecule: messenger RNA, 3132 nt
Organism: Psammomys obesus (fat sand rat)
Lineage: Eukaryota; Metazoa; Chordata; Mammalia; Rodentia; Muridae
Gene: Akt2
Product: AKT serine/threonine kinase 2
Exons: 14
Coding region: 383-1828 (481 amino acids)
Biological process (GO): protein phosphorylation
Molecular function (GO): ATP binding; protein serine/threonine kinase activity
Source: RefSeq, a predicted model, not a curated record